AUGGACGAAUGGCAACAGAACAUGUUGUAUGUCGAUUUUGAUUUAUACCAGAGGGUGUUUACUUGUUACUCGAUGAAAAAGAACAUAUUGAUGCCCCAUGGAAACGAGAUUCCAUGA
Theileria orientalis strain Shintoku is the source of this 117-nucleotide messenger RNA. RefSeq lists its product as hypothetical. Bases 1 to 117 code for a protein of 38 amino acids. The record is from RefSeq and is a predicted model, not a curated record. The transcript has a single exon. NCBI's taxonomy places the organism in Eukaryota, Apicomplexa, Aconoidasida, Piroplasmida, Theileriidae.